AUGGAAAGAAGUUUUGAAGGAGGUGGUGGUGGAGGUGCCUUUGAAGACGGUGAAAUCUCCAUCGCCUGGCGAAACUUGGACUACUCGGUGGGUGAGCUGUCCUCUUGGAAGUACCAACGAAAGCCGAUUCUAAGAGGGUUGACGGGAGCAUUUCGAACCGGCUCGCUGAACGGACUUCUUGGACCGUCUGGUGCUGGAAAGACGACCCUGCUCAACUGCCUGAGCGGUUGUCUCACUUCGGGCGCCCUUUCCGGUGAGAUCUUUCUUAAUUCGGACCGGAGCUCGGCAGCCUUCUACUACAUUGCCCAGCACGUCCACGAGAACAUCUUCAGCGAGCUGACAGUGGGCCAGCUGCUGCGCUAUGCGUUUGCUUUUAAAAAUGGCCGUCGGGUGAAGAACUCGGUUCGCGAGGAGCACAUCUCCAAAACGCUGGAAGUGUUAGCCCUAGGAGGCAGUGAAGAGGAACCGACUUCUAAAUCUGCAGACUCUUCGAAGACCAAGAAGAAGAAGGACAGCAUCCUCAAACGACCCUUUGUCCUCUGCAGUGGUGGCGAACAGAAGCGCAUUUCCAUCGCCCAAGAGUUGAUGUCCCUUGAUGGACGAUUUAAUCUCUUUUUGGAUGAGCCGACCACUGGCCUGGACAGCGCCACCGCCUACGGCCUGGUGGCCUGCCUCCGUCGCCUGGCGGCCACCAACGGCAACACCAUCAUCGCCUCCAUUCACACGCCCAACGAGGAAACCCUCCAGCUCUUUGACCAGCUGUACAUCAUGGCCCGUGGGGGCGUGGCCAUCUUUUCGGGGUCACCAGCAAGCCUAUCCACCCGCCUUAAAGAACUUGAGGAUUCGGAUUUCGAAAACUCUGACGAGGAUUCUGACCUUGAGAUGGAAACGGUUUUCACCUCGCCCGAAGCGCCGCCCAUCGAAGCGAUGCUCAAGGUCGCCUGUCGGGGCUUUGAGCACGAGGAUGUCCUCCAGCUGGCCGGCCCGGUCAAGGUUCAGUCGAACUUGGCCAUCUCCAAGCAGAUAACAUCUCUCACCCGUCAACCUCAGGGUGGCAUUCAACAGUCGUACAAGCUCUUCAAUCCCUGCGACCUGCUCACCGAGACGCUGCGCCUCUUCCGCCUGACCUUCUUCAACGCCCGCAGCUCCCUCCUCUCCACCUUCCUCCUCUUUGUCUUCUUCUUCGUCAUGCUCACCAGCAUCUUUGACCACCACAAGGCGACGGCAAAAGGCUGCUUCAGCGUCGUGCCGGUCUUUUCCCCAAAUGAAAGUACGGCCAACUCUUCAGGUGGCCAGCCUGUCUGCCAGAACAUUGAGCAGUCGCUGCUGACGAAUGAACUCCUUAGCGAGAACCUGCACUUUCUUUCCUACACCGUCUACCUCAUCGGCAUGAUCUCCCUGGUGGCCAAUGUGAGCCUCUUUGGGAAGUACCUCAAAGUCCUGCUCUCCGAGCAUCACAAUC
Molecule: messenger RNA, 1462 nt
Organism: Rhagoletis zephyria (snowberry fruit fly)
Lineage: Eukaryota; Metazoa; Arthropoda; Insecta; Diptera; Tephritidae
Source: RefSeq, a predicted model, not a curated record